This is a messenger RNA of Cannabis sativa, 1365 nucleotides long. RefSeq lists its product as uncharacterized. NCBI's taxonomy places the organism in Eukaryota, Viridiplantae, Streptophyta, Magnoliopsida, Rosales, Cannabaceae. Gene Ontology annotation, molecular function: RNA binding. The record is from RefSeq and is a predicted model, not a curated record. The coding region runs from base 65 to 1033 and encodes 322 amino acids. The transcript has 10 exons.
GACACGGGCAUUUCCAACCCAAACUAAUCCCAGGGGCGAUUGAGCGAGCAACGGCCCUUCAGCCAUGGCUGCCAAUAGCUUCAGAUUACCGACCUUGCUAAGAAGAGCUUCACAUGCUUUCAAACUCACUCCUUCCCUUCACUUGAAUCAGAAUGUAUCUUCCUAUUGCACCCUCUUCUCUCCUCCUCUCCCUACACCUUUGGCUUCCUCAGCUUCAGGAAUAUGCCACAUACCACAAGCUAUAAAGGGGAACGACGUUGAUGUUUUACUCAAUGGAGUGGCAGAUAAAAACACUGUUGAAGAAGUGAAGCAUAUUCUAGAGAUGGCUAGACGAGCAUCAACAAGAAGAGAAGUUGUCCAUACAAAUUUUCUCACCCCUCCAGUGAUGAAGGAGUCAAUGCUAGCAUUAGAAAAACUUGCUGAUGUGGAAGCAAUUGCUCAGGGUGGAUAUCCACAGGCUGAACGCUGCCGGAUUUCCAUUGGACAGCCAGAACUACUAACAAGUGAUCCAGACAUAGUGGCAGCAUUGAGUAUCACAGGAAACUUUGGGUUUCAAUCUUAUUCUCAUGGUGACUUCCUCGGCUCAAUUCUUGGUACAGGGAUUUCUAGAGAAAGGCUUGGUGAUAUACUAUUGCAGGGGGAGAGGGGAGCUCAGAUCAUUAUUGUCCCGGAACUUGUUGAUUUUCUUAUAUCAGCACUUGACAAGGUUGGUAGAGUUCCGGUAUCUUGUACAAAGAUACCAUUGGAAGCUAUUGAAUAUGAACCACCAAGUACCAAGUCAUUCAAAACCAUAGAGGCGUCACUAAGGCUGGAUGCUCUUGCUAGUGCAGGAUUCAAAAUGUCACGGUCAAAACUGGUUGACUUAAUCAGUAACGGGGAUGUGCGUGUCAACUGGUCCCCUAUUACAAAAAAUGGAACAACACUUAAGACUGGUGACGUUGUCUCAGUAAGCGGGAAAGGAAGACUAAAGAUAGGAGAAAUCAAUUCUACAAAGAAGGGAAAGUUUGCUGUUGAGCUCAUUCGUUAUCUUUAAAGCCUCAUUCCUUCAGAUUUGGCAAGUGUCUAAUAUGCGAGAUCAUAUUUAUUGUAUAAUGCUUUCAUACAUGUCAUGUUGCAAAUGUGAAGGUCAGUAGAAAUCAUGUCAAAAGUAACAAGCGUUUUCAAACUCUAGUCUCAACCUUUGAGCAAAAAAGAACUGGAGAGACAGGUGAUUCUUUGUAUAAAUGUUAUUAUGAGAAAGUAUAUUCUGUAAUGAUUUUUGUAUAUUUUUGUAAUUUAUGAUUCUAAUGCUCUUUUACAAAAUAUGCUAAUUAAAUUGUGUUAACGUAAUGUUGACUAAUAAUACAUUCAAAGAACAUUAUUUCU